Exserohilum turcica Et28A is the source of this 674-nucleotide messenger RNA. RefSeq lists its product as uncharacterized. Gene Ontology annotation, molecular function: DNA binding. The annotation marks the transcript as partial. The record is from RefSeq and is a predicted model, not a curated record. The transcript has a single exon. Gene Ontology annotation, biological process: DNA integration; DNA transposition. NCBI's taxonomy places the organism in Eukaryota, Fungi, Ascomycota, Dothideomycetes, Pleosporales, Pleosporaceae.
CGCAAUGCCUAAAAUCCUAUACGAAGACCUCGCUAAAGUAGCAAGCUUUGUGAAAGAAGAUGAGACCAUUUCGAAGCCUCCCAGCCACCGUACACUUAGCCGGGUACUCCGCAGUCGCGGUUUAGUCAACUAUCGCUGCAAACUUCGCCCAAAACUGACCGCCACCCAUGCCCGAAAACGCCUCGCCUUCGCCCGCGAAUACCGUAACUUCCCUUGGCAGCGCCGCAUAGUCAAGUUCUCUGAUGAGUGCCUAGUUCAGAAAAAUGCUGGCUCCACAACUGAGUGGUGCUUUCGGUAUCCUCAUGAAAAAUGGAAGCAUAGGAUGUUAACAGAGGCCCGGGCCAGCCAGGGCCCGCGGCAAAUGGUGUGGGGGGCUAUAUGGCUGGAUGAAACUGGGUGUGCACGACGCAGCCCACUAGUGAUUAUGGAAAGAGAUAUAGAUGCCGCCCGCUGCGGAUACAGCGCCCAAAGUUACAUCCAAACUCUCCAGCGAGGUCUUUUACCCAAUUGGCGGCGCACACAGCUGUUCAUGCAUGAUAACGUGCGGAUAGACACCGCUGGCGCGGUCAGAGAUUUUCUGGAUGAGCACCACAUUAGAACGCUAGACUGGCCCGCUUAUUCUCCAGAUCUCAACCCUAUUGUACUGUAACAAGCAGAAUUUAAAAACACAUACA